AUGAGGCUACGUGACAGCAUUCGAUUACCCGAGCGGUUUAACCAGGAUCAGUUCCUGAGUCCCUACCCUCAGAAGCCCCUUCGCGAGCCCAGGACCCCAAGGACUGUCGGUUAUGUCGAUUUCAACCCCAAUCUACCCCCCGCGACGUUUCCAACCUUGGACAAAGCGUGUCCGGCGCGACAGGCAAGCGACGCACAAGACCAUGACGGAGACAAUCACUCACGCGUCAGUGGCUACAAGCGUCCCUGCGAGCGGACAUAUGAUAACAGCAAGGUCCAAAGAAGAAGAGGCGAAGAUGGGAAGACGGAGCUCUCAAGCGAGCACAUUGAAUGCAUGGUUGCAAGCAAUGGCGAACUGAAUCCCAUCUUCAUGAGAAACAUGGCCAUCAUGGCCGCGGCAGAUGAGGAGCCAUCCAUAUACAGAGACAUGGAAGAUAGCGAUAUUGACGAGGAUAUGGUCGAUGUAUCUAAUGCAGAGGGGGAAGAGGAACCCUCCUCGGCGUCUGUGACUCGGACUCUCAAAUGGCAUGAUUUCUCUACACAGAUGAAGGUUGAGAUAUUCGAUAAUAUGCUUCAAAAUUACAAUUCGUCUACCGUAUGCCAUCUACUUGAACUAACGACAGAAGAAGGGGACCAGAUCCAGCAGGAUAUACUCCAAAGGGACAUACAGGUGGAACAGGAAGAUGCACAGCUGGAAGCCAUGAGAGCAAAGCAGCUGAGAGCUCUUCUCAGAAUAGACAACACGGCUCGGGGACACAAUCGAGUUCCACAUCAGGGUGUGUUCAGCAGGAUUUCCCGACAGCACUCGGGCAAGUUGCAGGAUAUGUGUGAGCCGCGAUUACUGCUGUCCGAUGCCAGUGAAGUCUUGGAAGCCAGAAAGUUUCUGCAUAGCCGUGGACUUGACAGUAGGUUUGCUGGAGAAUGGAGUAACGGUGUAUCAUCUUUACAGGAUCCAGCAAGCUACGACAUAGCAGAGAGCUUGGAAGCUGCUUUCAAUGCUGAUGCCCGUAUUGCUGCGACAUUCUCAGAGGAUGACAUGCUUUUUGGGGACAUAAACGUCGAUGUACCUGAGUUGACCACUUCGUGCAGAUCAUCCAUAGCCGACACAGUUGGCGGCCCGUAUUCGACAAGUAUAGGAUAUAAAGGUGACCCUACUCACGGCCGUCAGAAUGAGCAGGACAACGUAUGCCACAGCCCUCGAGAAGAUGGAAUGGUCCGCCUGAGAGUGGGUCAAGAGAAAGCCGCUCAGAUUAGCGACCAUGGAUUGGAAUAUAUCAAGCCGGAAUGGACAUUCAACCAAUUGCCGUCGGAUCGGCUGUGCUCUGAAAAGCCUCCGUCAAGACGUGAGCAGACCCAUGGGCCUUCUAUACGCAAACGCAAAACGCAUAAGCCUCGACAAGGAUAUUUUAAUCCUCCCCAUAUCCACGAAGCUCAGACAGAAACUCGAAGAUUUGUCGCUAGAGGCGCAAACAAGAGCUCCAAUAAUGUCAAGCAGAGGCGCCGCAAAUGUCCCCUUUCCGGAGCCAAGGUCAACCUCGAGUUCGACAGUCUGGUCCUCGCCAGCCCCGGAAAAAGCAUUGUCGCGGACAAGCCCAGACUAUCUCUCUGCAGAAGAGAAUAA
Messenger RNA from Aspergillus heteromorphus CBS 117.55, 1620 nucleotides. RefSeq lists its product as uncharacterized. The record is from RefSeq and is a predicted model, not a curated record. The coding region runs from base 1 to 1620 and encodes 539 amino acids. The transcript is spliced from 3 exons. Lineage: Eukaryota; Fungi; Ascomycota; Eurotiomycetes; Eurotiales; Aspergillaceae.